ACAUGGAGGAGGAGAACAGCCAAAACAGUGCCGCUACAGCUUGAAAGAGAAAUGGGGCUAACUAAGGAAUGAAUGCGGUCAUUGAAAACGUCGACUGUCUUCAAAAGCGCCGAGAAACAUUCAGUUAAAGUAAAAUGUCACUGAGUGCAACGUGUGAUUCGGUUUCUCAGAAAAGGACUGUGUCGAGCCUCCUCGCUGGUCGUGUGGUGAAGAGGCCGAAGCAGGGCGAUGGUCAGAGGCUGCAGGAGGCAACGAUCCAGCUGUUGGAGCAGCAGCAGAACCUCUGCAGUCUGCUCAGGGAGGUCGGGAAUCCAGAUCCGUGCAACGCUUUCUGCACUCAGACAGGAGAGCAGGAACAUGCGGGGUCUGAGGGCAUCACAUCUUCCAUUGCAGGUUCAUUGCUGGUGUGUGAACUAAGGCGUCAGGCCUCGCAGCUGGGUGUCCCGGUGGCAGCGCUGUCAGUGAAGAUGAUGUUGGAGAGACUGAUGGAGAUCACUGUAAAUGAAGAAGUGGAGAAGGAGGAGGACAAGAUGACAGGGCUGCUCACUUCCUCUCAGCGGGUCCAGCUGUGUAUCCUGCUGAAGUCCAGCAGAGAACUCCUGUCACAGGGAGCCCUCUGCCCUAAACUGCUCUGGCAGGAGUACAGAAGAAAUCAGAGAUUACCCAAGCUGGAGGUGGUGUACCAUCUUCACUUUUACAACAUACUCACUCUGAAGUACAUCAUAGAGAGUGAUGAAACAGUGAGGUCGUGGUUGGUGUCUCAGUUGAAGGCUCUGUGCGGAUGGACACCUCCACAGGGAGAAGAGGAGACCAAACAAGUUCAACACAAAGUGCUGUCAACUGUGGUUGGAAUCUUGAUUGGAACUGGCUUCGAGGCGAGCCAGGAACCAGCAGCUGCAGACAGGAAGACGUCCCUGUUCUGCUGCUCAGUGCUGGAUGACAUGCUCUUCUGGCUCCUGGACACUAUGGAAAAGAGUGCGACGCUGCAGUCUGCUGGAGCAGGAGCUGAGCUAUGGAUUCAGAUAUUUGAUACUUCAUUAUGUGGAGCUUCAAUGUCCGUGGAUACCCUUCAGCGUUUCUUCACACACUCCCUCACACAGACUCUCACUUACAAGCCUCGGCUAACAGUGUCGGAUGCCAUCGCUCAGCAGAAUGAGUGGACCUUUGCAAAAGCCAGCCGGUUGUUGACGACUCUUUUCCGUAAGCUGGCUGUAAUCUUCAGUGUGGAGCAGCUGCUGUGUCACCUGCAGAAGGUUUUGGAAACCCAUGAGGUCAACUGGAAACACGUCCUGUGUUUCCUCUCCACUCUGCUGGUUUACAACCCCUGUGCCCAGACCAGCCUAACAGAGUUGCUGUCCAGGCUGCUGAGCUCUGCAUUUGAAGGUUAUGACCUCGAGAACAUGAUAACCGCCUUCCUCUUGGCUCGACAGGGUGCGCUGGAAGGACCAGGCAUCUUCCCUUCCUACAGCAACUGGUUCAAGAUGUCUUUCGGCGGAGGCAGUGGCUACCACGCGACCAGUAAGAAAUCUCUGGUAUUUCUGCUGAAGUUCCUGUCUGACUUGGUGCCUUUUGAACCCCCACUGUACCUCAAGGUGACAUUCUGCACACGUCUCUGA
This is a messenger RNA of Epinephelus lanceolatus (giant grouper), 1616 nucleotides long. The record is from RefSeq and is a predicted model, not a curated record. NCBI's taxonomy places the organism in Eukaryota, Metazoa, Chordata, Actinopteri, Perciformes, Serranidae.